GGCUGGCUCAGUAAAGCUGAGGCAGCGGGGGAAGAUGGCGGCGGCUGUACCGCAGCGGGCGUGGACCGUGGAGCAGCUGCGCAGCGAGCAGCUAUCCAAGAAGGACAUUAUCAAGUUUCUACGGGACCACGGUUCAGAUUCGUUUCUUGCAGAACAUAAGUUAUUAGGAAACAUUAAAAAUGUGGCCAAGACAGCUAACAAGGACCAUUUGGUUACAGCCUACAACCAUCUUUUUGAAAGUAAACGUUUCAAGGGUACUGAAAGUAUAAGUAAAGUGUCUGAGCAGGUGAAAAAUGUGAAGCUUAAUGAAGAUAAACCCAAAGAAACCAAGUCUGAAGAGACUCUGGAUGAGGGUCCACCAAAAUAUAUAAAAUCUGUUCUUAAAAAAGGAGAUAAAACCAACUUUCCCAAAAAGGGAGAUGUUGUUCACUGCUGGUAUACAGGAACACUACAGGAUGGGACUGUUUUUGAUACUAAUACUCAAACGAGUUCAAAGAAGAAGAAAAAUGCCAAGCCUUUAAGUUUUAAGGUUGGAAUAGGCAAAGUUAUCAGAGGAUGGGAUGAAGCACUCUUAACUAUGAGUAAAGGAGAAAAGGCUCGACUAGAGAUUGAACCAGAAUGGGCUUAUGGAAAGAAAGGACAGCCUGAUGCCAAAAUUCCACCAAAUGCAAAACUCAUUUUUGAAGUGGAGUUAGUGGAUAUUGACUGAAAUAGCAAUGCUUCGGAUAUAAAGACAUCAGCAACAAUAAAACACGGCCUUGAAGAAACUUAUAUAACUAAUUAGAGCUGGUUACUAUUGUUAAGGGAAGAGUCAACUGGAAAAUUCAAGAACUCCGAUAUUGUUUACCCAAUCCCCAACUUUUAAUAUAUGUAAUCCAUUAUAAUUCCCUAAAGUUUGAAAUAUUUUACUACAGCUGUGUAAAAUAUUGGUUAAGAGAAAUGACUUUCCUUUUACCUCCUCUUGUAAACUAAAAGGCUCAAUAAAAACAUAUUCAAUGUCAAAAAAA
Molecule: messenger RNA, 1007 nt
Organism: Odobenus rosmarus divergens (Pacific walrus)
Lineage: Eukaryota; Metazoa; Chordata; Mammalia; Carnivora; Odobenidae
Product: peptidyl-prolyl cis-trans isomerase FKBP3-like
Exons: 1
Coding region: 35-709 (224 amino acids)
Source: RefSeq, a predicted model, not a curated record